Molecule: messenger RNA, 1340 nt
Organism: Mycotypha africana
Lineage: Eukaryota; Fungi; Mucoromycota; Mucoromycetes; Mucorales; Mycotyphaceae
Exons: 1
Coding region: 218-946 (242 amino acids)
Source: RefSeq, a predicted model, not a curated record
UUGUGGAGGACGAGAGCCCACCUUUGCCAGUGGGUUUAUCAGACGUAAGUCAAAUUCGGCAUCUAAACGUAGUUUACAGCUUUAUGUAGAAACAAGUGCGAUAAUCUGAUUGCCUUGAAUAAUUGACGUGCACCCUUAGGAAUUGCGAGACUUCUUACAGUUGUGCUUCAGAAAAGAUCCAUCCGAAAGGCCUCAAGCAAGCGUCUUAUUACAGCAUAUGUGGAUCAGGAAAAACGAAAAAGUACCCGGAAGCAUCUUGUCGAAAGUAACUUCGAAAGAGAGUAGUAUUCUUACUCGUACUACAAGUACAGCGCCUUCUUUGCCCCCGUCAGAUGAGUUUGAUGUUGCGAGCAAUACUUCCACCAUUGUAUUAAACAGUGGUUCAUCAAACAUUGUAACUUCUACUACCGAUGAUCGACAUAAAGACCGUAAGAAGGUGAAUACCUUAUCAGCUUUUUUAUCCAACUCGCCUUAUGCGUCUUCUAAAAUGGCAACGUCAGAAAUUUCUUCCCAUCAAUCCACAAGAAAAUCAGAAUCAUCAGUAUCUGCUCAUCGAUUUACUAUACGCGUAUCGAAGGCAAAACCCUCUCAACAACGCGGCAGUAAUCGUAGUAGCAAUAACUUUGAAGACAGCAGCAACUGUCGUUCUAACGCACACAAGUCGAUGCCUGUUAUCGAAAGCAGCUUCUCGCUUGAGAAGACGAAAUCUACGAAACAGCAUCAUAAACAUAGCAUGAUCAGAGUAUCUUUUCCUCAAGGUAAAGUAAUAAACAUAGUAGCGAAUGAACUGACGAGCUCAUCAUUAAUUCAUGAAUUUUAUCCCUCUGAAGGCGAAGAAGUGUGCAACAUAUGUCGUGAAAAAAUGUACGAUGCCUUGAUGUGUAAUGAUGGAUGUGGUCUUAUGAGACAUUCUGAAUGCAGUAACAGAGCUGUAAGCCUUGAGUAAGCUUAUUUCUCACACAUAUCAACUCUACUAACCGCUUCUUCUUUGUUCGAAUACAGAUACAGGAUUCUGAGACUCGUCAACUGAUGCCACCUUCAAUAAAACCGACAACAUCGGUCUCCUCACAGCUUCGUCAAUUAUUUAGACCAAAAUCAUCAAAAACAAAAUCUCUUCACCACUAUGACCUGGGAAACAUUCAAGAGCACGAUCAGAUAAAAAUGGGGAACCAAAUGGACGUCAAAAACUCUAAAAAAGCAAGGCCAAAAACUAACAGUACUAUCAAUACAACAUCAAAUAAUUCAAGUUCAAGAUCUUCCUGGUGGAGGAAACCCUUGACAUCGUCCGCUAAAUAAAUCUAGUAAAUCUAUAUAGCUUCCCCAAAUUAACUCACUGUAAC